GGUCGCCCAUGGGGGUGGGGGGGCUGUGGGCGGUGCCCGGGGGGUGUGGGGUCCCAAGGGUGGGUUGGGGUCACCCUUGGGCCCCCCCAGGACCCCCGGGUGCGGCUGUCCAAGGCCCUGAGCUACGUCCUGCGCCACGGCGCCGAGGCCGCGGGGCUGCCCAUGGGCCCGGGUGCUGGGACUUGGGGAACCCUGGGUGGCAUUUUGGAGAUCUCAGGAUCCAAGAGGGAUUUUGAGGAUCCUGGGAGGGAUUUUGGGGAACCCUGGUUGGAUUUUGAGGAUCCCGGGAGGGUUUUUGGAUAUUUGGGCUGGGAUUUUGGGAAUCCCGGGAGGGUUUUUGGGGCUCGCGGCCGCUCCAGGGCUCGUGUCCGGGGCUCGCAGGUGCCGGAGCUGGAGCUGACCCCCCUGCGCACCCCCGGGGCGCUGCCCCCCACCCUCGCCCACGGCACCCGGCGCCGCCUGUGGGGCCCCAUCCGGGCGGGGGGGCUGCGCCCCAUGGGGCGGCAACACCUGCACCUGGCGGGGGGGCUGCCGGGGGACCCCGGGGUGCGCAGCGGUGAGUCACCCCCCCAAAAAAAACCCCAGCCACCCCAAAAACGGUGUGAACUGCCCCUGGAUGGGCCCUGGGACGAGGAGGGGGGAGAGACCCCCAGAUGA
Messenger RNA from Passer montanus (Eurasian tree sparrow), 657 nucleotides. RefSeq names its product tRNA phosphotransferase 1 (gene TRPT1). The annotation marks the transcript as partial. Gene Ontology annotation, biological process: tRNA splicing, via endonucleolytic cleavage and ligation. Lineage: Eukaryota; Metazoa; Chordata; Aves; Passeriformes; Passeridae. Gene Ontology annotation, molecular function: tRNA 2'-phosphotransferase activity. The record is from RefSeq and is a predicted model, not a curated record. The transcript is spliced from 4 exons.